AUGGCGCCACCAAGACUUUCUCUCUGUUUGUUUGGGGCUGCUGCUGCCUGUUGCAUGCAUCUGCUGCAUGCGGUGGAGGGGAUCCGCAGGCUUGAGCGUGAGUCUCCUCUUCACUCUGUGUCUGCUGCUGCUGCUGCUGAUGCUGCUGAUGCUGCUGCUGCUGCUGCAGCAGUUGCUGCUGUAGAAGAGACAGAUACACUUCUCGCAACUGAACAAACAAAAGACAGAAAUAAAGAGGGCAGCAGCAGCAACAGCUCGCUGCUGCUGCAGCAGCAGCAGCAGCAGGAGCUGCAGCAGGAGCUGCAGCAGGAGCUGCAGCAGGAGCUGCAGCAGGAGGAGGAGACAGCAGCAGCAGGAGAGGGGGCCCCCAGGGGGGCCCCCUAUGCUAGUAAUAAUAUAAAGACAAAUGGAUAUUCUUUUUUCUUUGAUGACGAUGAAGAAGAAGAAAAAGAAGAAAAAGAAAAAGAAGAAGAAACAGAAAAAAAUUUAAAUAAAAAAGAAAAAAAAAAUAAUAAAGAAAAUGAUGUGAAAGAGAGACUCAAACAAAGAGCAAGAGAUGCAAGAGAUAGGAUCGAUAAGGUCUCUUUAUUUAUAUAA
Messenger RNA from Eimeria mitis, 597 nucleotides. RefSeq lists its product as uncharacterized. The record is from RefSeq and is a predicted model, not a curated record. NCBI's taxonomy places the organism in Eukaryota, Apicomplexa, Conoidasida, Eucoccidiorida, Eimeriidae. The transcript has a single exon. Bases 1 to 597 code for a protein of 198 amino acids.